AUGGAACAAAGAAGGAAAUUGAAAAGCGACGAACAUGCCAGUCACGGUGAUUUGAAUAAACUAAAUAAGGAAAUAUCAAGAGAAAUCAGAAAAGACAUAAGAAAACACAGAAACGAAAAAAUUGUUAAUACUAUCGAGGAUAAUAAGAGCAUGAAAAUAAUGAGACGCAAACUUACUAAUGGAAAAAAAGAAAUCGUCAAACUCAAGGACAAAAAUGACUCGAGGAAGUACCUACAAGGAAAGGUUCAAAAUCAGGGUUCUGAGGAUGUUCCGGAAAUCUCUGUAAGUGAAAUUUACAAUGCUCUAAAAAAGAUGAAGAACAAUAAAGCUCCGGGGGAUGGUGGUGUCGUCACAGAAGCGAUAAAGAUGGGAGAAACAGUAUUAAUGACCAAUAUUCAACGGCUGUUCAAUCUUUGUUUGGAAAAUCAAAAUAUCCCUACAAAGUGGAAUAACUCAAUAAUUAUCCUCUUAGAUAAAAAAGGAGACAUAGCAGACCUGGAAAAUUACAGACCAAUUAGCCUUCUUAACCAUCUUUAUAAACUUGCAAAAUUGGACUUCUACCAACCUAAAGAGCAAGCUGGUUUCCGUUCCGAAUUUGGACCAAUGAUCAUCUGCAGUGUUUAA
Molecule: messenger RNA, 624 nt
Organism: Sitophilus oryzae (rice weevil)
Lineage: Eukaryota; Metazoa; Arthropoda; Insecta; Coleoptera; Curculionidae
Exons: 2
Coding region: 1-624 (207 amino acids)
Source: RefSeq, a predicted model, not a curated record